Messenger RNA from Priceomyces carsonii, 1104 nucleotides. RefSeq names its product Rab geranylgeranyltransferase (gene BET4). Bases 1 to 1104 code for a protein of 367 amino acids. Gene Ontology annotation, molecular function: Rab geranylgeranyltransferase activity. The transcript has a single exon. Gene Ontology annotation, cellular component: cytoplasm; Rab-protein geranylgeranyltransferase complex. NCBI's taxonomy places the organism in Eukaryota, Fungi, Ascomycota, Pichiomycetes, Serinales, Debaryomycetaceae. Gene Ontology annotation, biological process: protein geranylgeranylation. The record is from RefSeq and is a predicted model, not a curated record.
AUGAAGGAGCAUGGGAUCAAAAAAGUAAAAUUGACAGAAGAAGCCAGGAAGGCUAAAUUGGAAAAGGACAAAAUAAAGAUAGCGAACUACAGAAAGCUUACAAAUCGAAUUUUAGACUUGAGAGAUAGCGGGAACUAUAGCAUCGGAUCACUUAGCGAAACCACUACACUCUUAAACAUAAAUCCAGAAUUUUAUACAGUUUGGAAUUUCCGAAGAGAAAUACUUUUGAGCUUAUUUGAAAAACAAGAACUUGAUAUGAAGCAAGCUUUGGAGGAAGAUUUACAGAUGGUUCUCGCUCAUUUGAAGAGGUUUCCGAAGUGCUAUUGGAUAUGGAAUCAUCGUAUAUGGUGCUUGGGUCAAUUGCAAAAGAAGCAUUUGGCGAACUGGAAAUAUGAGUUAGGUAUAGUAUCCAAGCUACUUGAGUUGGACAAUCGAAAUUUUCAUGGCUGGCAAUAUAGAAGGUAUGUAGUAGAUAACAUGGAAAAAAAUUUGCCGCCAGACCAGGCUUUGGUAGGGUCUUUGCAGAUCAAUAUCAACGAGUUGCAGUAUACUACAACAAAAGUCAACAAGAAUAUUUCAAACUUCUCGGCUUGGCACAACAGAACGAAGUUAAUUCCCAAAAUAUACCAAAUAUUACUGAAAGUAGGGAAAACGGGGCAAUUCGCUGACGAGCAAAUAUUCUCAGAUCCCUACGUAACAUUGCUUCACGAGUUGGAAUUGAUAAAGACAGGAAUGUAUAUGGACGCCGACGAUUCUUCCGUUUGGCUAUAUUUAAGGUGGCUCUUAACUGACGAAUUGUUCGUAAAUGACUUGAAGAGUCAUCACCAAGUGGAACGGAAGAGUUACUCAGAUAUCUUAACACAGCAGUUAGAAGUAGUGGAGGAGUUGAAUGAAUUGGAAAUAGAAGACCACCCACAGCACCUUGAUAACUGCUGGUGUUUGAAAAGCAUUGUUUUGAUCAAGAGUUUGAUUAAUCGAGAGAACAAAAAAGACUUGAUGUCAGAUGAAAUUAAAGAGCUGUUGUUAAAAUUGAUAAAGCUAGAUCCUUUGAGGGAAGGUAAAUACAUAGAUCAACUAGAGAGAAAGGAAUCCAUAAUCUCAUGA